Molecule: messenger RNA, 639 nt
Organism: Dujonia railenensis
Lineage: Eukaryota; Fungi; Ascomycota; Pichiomycetes; Serinales; Debaryomycetaceae
Source: the annotation of a GenBank genome assembly
AUGGUGACGGAACCAAAAUUAAAGAAAGCGAAGUUAGAGCAUCCACCAGAAAAUAGUAAGACAUCCCUAGAUGAUUUAUUUAUUGAGUUGGACUCAAAUAGCAUGUCACAGGUAAGAAUUGAAGACGAAUUGCUUGAUGCCGAGAUUUCAAAGGCUUUAGCAUCAAUUAAUGAGUACAAUACCAACCCAUCUACCUCUUCAUCUCCCGAAGAUUUAUCUCCAUUUGAUUCACCGAACAUAGUAUCAUCAUCCAGCGAUCUUAGUAACCAGGAAAUACACGAGGGGCAACAAAAAGGAGAAGGAAGUAACGAUGACAAGAGACCAACUGUCCAGAUACCACUCACCAGCAUGGCAUUCGAAGCACCCACUGUAAAUAUGGACACAAUUUCUACGAUUAAAUCGAAGAUGUUGGACACCAGUAGGUUCAUUUCCACCUUCACUACCUUAAAAGCUACCUAUCUCAAACUUUGCAAAGAGUUUAACUACUUGUUAACGAAGUUUAAUGAGAAUGAAAGGAUUAAAAUUGAGUUAAUUCACGAAAAUAACGAGCUUAAGAAGUUAUUAACUCAAAUUAUUACUGAGAGAGAACUUGAAAGGAAGAAAAAUAGUCGGAAGAGAGAUUUUCAAAGCGUAGCAUAG